AUGGCUCCGAUCCAGAAGCGGAGCACCGCCGCCGACGAUUUCAUCCUUACGCUGUCCGAUGAAGAUACUCCCCUCGAAACUAAUGGUGUUGAUGAUGCGGAGGAUGUGAAUGAAUUGUCGGGCUCCAAGAAACGGAAGCGCGAGCAGAACGAGACCGCAACGAAAAAUAAGAAGCAGAAGAAACAACAACAGUCGUCGACGAAACCAAAGGCCGGAAAGAACAAGGCCGCAUCUGGAGACGUAGAGGAACGCUCAGAAGACGACGAGGACGAGAAUGACGCAUUGAAUGAUGCAGAGGAUGACGGGGCUCUGAACCCAGACCUUGAGUUCGAUAUUGGCGGCAACGCGGCACAGGGCGUCAUCGAGGAUUUUGAUGGGUGGGAGGUCGACGACGGUCGGAAGAAGACAAAUGGGACCAAGAAGCGUGUUGAUAUCGACGACAUUAUUGCCAGAAGGCGGAUAAGGAAGCAAGAGGAGGAGGAGAAAAAGAAGAGAAAGAAGGAACAGGGAUCGGAUAGCGAAGAAGGAGAAGAAGGAGAGGAAGAAGAAGAUGAUGAUGCUGAGAUCGAUGGGCAAGAGGAAGACGAGUCUGACGAGGAGGCGGAUGGGGAGAAUGGUGAUCUUGCUAAUUUCGACGAUGACGAGUUGCUUGCUCCCGAUGGGUUUGGUAUGGGUGCACGCAGCGAAGACGAGGAGGAUUCAGCUUCUGAGGGAGAAGAAGAAGAUGAUGAUGAUGACGACGACGACGAUGACGAGGGAAAGGAAGACAGUUCCGACAAGGAGGAAGCUUCGGAUUCUGAUGAUGACGAAUCUGUUGCAUCUCCCGUCCCUCAUCCCGAUGAUCUUGCAUCAGACUCAUCGUCUGAUGACGAGAGUGAAGAUGAGGAAGAAUUAGAGAAGCGGAAAGCUUUCUUUGCACCCGAAGAAGAGAAGCCCAAGGACUCUGCGAAAGACUCGUCAAACAGCUCGUUUCAGGAUUUCAACCUCUCUCGACCGAUCCUCCGUGGCUUGGCUUCGGUUGGCUUCACGACUCCGACCCCCAUCCAGCGCAAGACGAUCCCCGUGGCAUUGCUCGGAAAGGAUAUUGUGGGUGGUGCAGUCACAGGUUCCGGUAAGACAGCCGCGUUCAUCAUCCCUAUCCUAGAGCGUCUUCUGUAUCGACCCCGAAAGGUCCCGACUAGCCGCGUUGCGAUCCUUAUGCCGACUCGAGAGUUGGCGGUUCAGUGCUACAACGUGGCUACAAAACUGGCUACAUAUACCGACAUCACGUUCUGUCAGCUUGUUGGUGGUUUUAGUCUCCGGGAACAGGAGAACGUGCUCAAGAAGCGGCCGGACGUAAUUAUAGCCACACCAGGUCGUUUCAUCGAUCACAUGAGGAACUCGGCCAGCUUCACAGUCGACACGCUAGAAAUUCUCGUCCUGGACGAGGCGGAUCGGAUGCUGGAAGAUGGGUUUGCGAACGAGCUGAACGAGAUCCUGACCACAAUCCCGAAGUCGCGGCAGACGAUGCUCUUCUCCGCGACCAUGACGGACUCUGUGGACAAGCUCAUCCGCGUCGGGCUCAAUCGACCGGUGCGGUUGAUGGUCGACGCGAAAAAGCAGACUGCCGGCACGCUGGUCCAGGAAUUCGUGCGACUACGUCCGGGACGAGAGAGCAAACGCCUUGGCUACCUCAUGUAUCUGUGUAAUGAAGUCUACACCUCACGAGCUAUCGUCUUCUUCCGGCAGAAACGUGAGGCGCAUCGUGUUCGGAUUGUCUUUGGGCUCUGUGGUCUGAAAGCGGCGGAGCUACAUGGUAGCAUGACCCAGGAACAGCGUAUCAAAAGCGUUGAAGCCUUCCGAGACGGGCGCGUGGCCUUCCUCCUAGCGACUGAUGUCGCUGCCCGUGGUCUGGAUAUCAAGGGAGUGGAAACGGUCAUCAACUACGAAGCUCCCCAGACACACGAGAUCUACCUGCAUCGUGUCGGUCGAACUGCGCGUGCGGGACGCUCUGGUCGGGCCUGUACCCUGGCUGCCGAACCAGACCGCAAAGUGGUCAAGGCCGCUGUGAAGGCCGGCAAGGCUCAAGGCGCGAAGAUCGUCAGCCGAGUAGUGGACCCUCGUGCCGCCGAUGAGUGGGCCGAAAAGAUCGAGGGAAUGACGGAAGAGAUCGAGGAGAUCUUACGCGAAGAGAAGGAAGAGAAACAGCUGGCGCAGGUGGAAAUGCAGGUGACGAAAGGCGAGAACCUGAUCAAGCACGAGAAAGAGAUCAUGUCCCGGCCGAAGCGAACGUGGUUCGAGAGCGAGCGGCAGAAGCAGGAAGCCCGCUUGCGAGGAUUGAUGGAGCUGAAUGGGCCUGAUUCUAUCAAGCCCAAGGAGAGACGUAAGCUCAGCGGCAAAGAGAAGAAGCGCCUGGAUGAUACCCGGCUGCGGAAGGAGGGUAAGAUAUGGAAGAAGGGCAAGAAGGAACGAGAAGGCCAGGACCCUUCAAAGCAGGCCAAGGCCAAGGCCAAGGCCAAGGCGAAGAAGGCCAAGAAGAAGGGGAAGGCGUGA
This is a messenger RNA of Rasamsonia emersonii CBS 393.64, 2532 nucleotides long. Its product is annotated as RNA helicase. Lineage: Eukaryota; Fungi; Ascomycota; Eurotiomycetes; Eurotiales; Trichocomaceae. The transcript has 2 exons. The coding region runs from base 1 to 2532 and encodes 843 amino acids. The record is from RefSeq and is a predicted model, not a curated record. Gene Ontology annotation, molecular function: RNA helicase activity; nucleic acid binding; ATP binding.